This is a messenger RNA of Amblyraja radiata (thorny skate), 795 nucleotides long. RefSeq names its product fission, mitochondrial 1 (gene fis1). Gene Ontology annotation, biological process: mitochondrial fission; mitochondrial fragmentation involved in apoptotic process; peroxisome fission. The transcript is spliced from 5 exons. NCBI's taxonomy places the organism in Eukaryota, Metazoa, Chordata, Chondrichthyes, Rajiformes, Rajidae. Gene Ontology annotation, molecular function: protein binding. The record is from RefSeq and is a predicted model, not a curated record. Bases 51 to 509 code for a protein of 152 amino acids. Gene Ontology annotation, cellular component: mitochondrial outer membrane; peroxisomal membrane.
GACGUCGGGCACGCCCACCGGACGGUGCAUGAAGGUGGAGUUCCGGCAACAUGGAGGCGAUCGUCAGUGAGACCGUGUCUCCCGGGGACCUGCUGAAGUUUGAGAAGAAGUACAACCAGGAGUUGAAGCAGGGCUCCCUGUCCAGAGGCACGCAGUUUGAAUACGCCUGGUGCCUGAUCCGGAGCAAGUACCCUGGAGACAUUAUUAAAGGAGUCGCCAUUUUGGAAGAGUUGUAUCCUAUUGCAACCAAAGAGGAACAGAGAGAUUACAUGUUCUACUUGGCUGUUGGGAAUUAUCGGUUGAAGGAGUACGAGAAGGCGUUGAAGUUCAUCCGCACCAUGUUGAAAAAUGAGCCACGCAACCAGCAGUGCUUGGAACUGGAGAAACUCAUCAACAAGAAGAUGCAGAGAGAUGGUCUGCUGGGCAUGGCGAUCGUUGGAGGUGCCAUCGUUGGCCUGGCUGGGAUGGCGGGGCUGAUCGGACUGGCCGUGAGCAAGGGCAAGUCCUGACCCACGUGGCGGGCGAAGGUGCCAACGCCCCCCUCCAGCCAUCUUGCCUCUCGUCUCACACUGAAGCAACUAGAUACGGACUCUUGGGUUGACCGGAUUUUUUUCUGCAUCAAAGCUUAAUGAUGGAAGUGAUUGUUUGAUGUACGUAUAAUAUUUAAUUACCUAAUAUUGUAUCAUUGACUGUCCCUUCAGCGGUGGUCCAGUUAUUCCUUCGGGAAGAAGAAGACUGCGCCAAACGUUGUAAAUAACUGCUUUCUAAAAUGAAUAAACGUAGCCACGGAGUUUG